Trichoderma harzianum CBS 226.95 is the source of this 1266-nucleotide messenger RNA. RefSeq lists its product as hypothetical. Gene Ontology annotation, molecular function: mRNA binding. The record is from RefSeq and is a predicted model, not a curated record. Bases 1 to 1266 code for a protein of 421 amino acids. NCBI's taxonomy places the organism in Eukaryota, Fungi, Ascomycota, Sordariomycetes, Hypocreales, Hypocreaceae. The transcript has 5 exons. Gene Ontology annotation, cellular component: cytosol. Gene Ontology annotation, biological process: mRNA splice site recognition.
AUGGAUCUGAACUCCUCUUUUCCUGGUGCUCCGUCUAACGGCAUCUCUGCUGCCAGUCCAAUGGCUUUUCAAAACGGAACCCCUCCCGCCACCGACAUGUCGGCUGUGCCUCCUCCCGCUGGUCCUACUCAGGAUCAGGCCAAGACCACCCUUUGGAUGGGAGAGCUCGAACCAUGGAUGGACGAGAACUUUAUCAAGGGCGUUUUCCUUUCCUCCGCUGGCGAAACUGUUAACGUCAAGGUGAUUCGCGACAAGAACUCUGGAAACGCCGGAUACUGCUUCGUUGAGUUCGCAACUCCCGACGCCGCUACCAAGGCGCUUGGCCUCAAUGGAACGCCUGUGCCCAACAGCUCCCGCCAAUUCAAGCUGAACUGGGCGUCUGGCGGCGGUCUGGUUGACCGACGCGACGAUCGCGGCCCCGAGUACAGCAUCUUUGUCGGUGAUCUCGGCCCCGAGGUCAACGAGUAUGUUCUGGUCUCUCUCUUCCAGGCUCGCUUCCCUUCGUGCAAGUCGGCCAAGAUCAUGACGGAUGCCAUGUCGGGUCAGAGCCGCGGCUACGGCUUCGUGCGCUUCUCCGACGAAAACGACCAACAGCGUGCUCUUGUCGAAAUGCAGGGAGUCUACUGCGGCAACCGUCCUAUGAGGAUCUCGACUGCCACUCCCAAGAAUCGUGGCAACCACGGCUUUGGUCACGGACACCAGGGCGGUCCGAUGAUGGGCGGCGGUAUGCCUCAGCAGCAGAUGUGGGGAGGAGUCCAAGGAUUUCCCUACGGCGGCAAUGCCGGUGCUGGUGGCGGCUUCAACCCAGCUACUCAGAUGAACCAGUUCACCGACCCCAACAACACAACUGUUUUUGUCGGCGGCCUUUCUGGUUAUGUCACGGAGGACGAACUUCGAUCUUUCUUCCAGGGAUUCGGAGAAAUCACCUACGUCAAGAUCCCCCCUGGCAAGGGCUGCGGCUUCGUCCAGUUUGUCCACCGCCACGCCGCCGAGAUGGCCAUCAACCAGAUGCAGGGCUACCCCAUUGGCAACUCUCGAGUGCGACUCAGCUGGGGCCGAUCUCAGAACAACUCUGGAGUCGGCACUCCCUACCGCCCUGCUCCUCCUCCGCCUCACUACAUGGGCAUGCCCGGUCCUGCUCACGGUGGCCCCGGUCCUAACCCAUAUGGUGGCCCUCACCACUUUGGCGGUCCUACUCCGGGCCCCCAAGGCCCCUCAGGACCCCCAGGUCCCGCCGUCCCCCCUCAGGUAGGAAAUGAACAUUGA